Molecule: messenger RNA, 1451 nt
Organism: Dinoponera quadriceps
Lineage: Eukaryota; Metazoa; Arthropoda; Insecta; Hymenoptera; Formicidae
Product: GMP reductase 1-like
Exons: 6
Coding region: 276-1178 (300 amino acids)
Biological process (GO): nucleotide metabolic process
Cellular component (GO): GMP reductase complex
Molecular function (GO): GMP reductase activity
Source: RefSeq, a predicted model, not a curated record
AAUUGGCGUUAAUUGGAAUCGUCUGUGAUCACAUUCGGGAUUAUCCUGUGCGUGUGUGUGCGUGCGUGCAUCUCCGUUCCGUGUCGGACGGGAAAUGUAGAAAUUUGGACGCUACGAAAAAGACAAUGAAAGACACGUCAUCGAGGUGUUCAGCCAAGAAUCGCUGUAUCUUGAUUGUAAUUCAAAUUCAAUGAUUGACACGCAAAACUACCGUAGAUCUUUUUAGGGAAAUCACAUUUCGGAAUUCUAAGCAAACAUAUAGAGGAAUUCCUGUAAUGGCCUCUAAUAUGGACACAGUGGGAACAUUUGAAAUGGCAAAAGCAUUAUCAAAGCACGGCCUUUUUACUACGAUUCAUAAAUAUUACACCGCAGAUGAAUGGAAAAGUUUCGCCACGCUUAAUCCGGACUGCAUAAAGAACGUAGCGGCCAGCUCGGGAACAGGAAAUGAGGAUUACGAACGCCUCUUGAGUAUUCUGGACGUAGUGCCAGAGCUGUCGUUCAUAUGCUUGGACGUCGCGAACGGCUAUUCCCAACAUUUUGUCGAGCACGUGAGAAAAGUAAGAGCGCGAUAUCCGAACCACACCAUAAUCGCAGGAAAUGUUGUGACAGGAGAAAUGGUGGAAGAACUGAUACUUUCCGGGGCAGAUAUAAUUAAAGUGGGAAUCGGGCCUGGUUCCGUGUGCACGACGCGAAUGAAAACCGGCGUGGGCUAUCCCCAGUUGAGCGCGGUAAUUGAGUGCGCGGACGCGGCACACGGCUUGAAGGGACACAUUAUUGCCGACGGUGGUUGCACCUGUCCGGGUGAUUUGGCAAAAGCGUUUGGUGCCGGCGCGGACUUCGUCAUGGCGGGCGGCAUGUUUGCCGGCCACGAUGAAUGCGGGGGCGAAACUAUAGAGAAGAAUGGUAAGAAAUUCAAGCUCUUCUACGGGAUGGCCUCCAGCACGGCCAUGAAGAAGCAUGCUGGCGGAGUUGCGGAUUAUAGAUCUUCAGAGGGAAAGACUGUCGAAGUGCCUUACAGAGGUUUCGUCGAGAAUACCGUGCUGGACAUUUUAGGCGGCCUGAGAUCCGCUUGUACUUACACGGGAGCUGAGCGUUUGCGCGAAUUGCCGCGGCGAGCGACAUUUAUACGCUGCACGCAACAAUUAAAUCCCAUGUACGGCCCGCCGCCGGAAAUGUAAAGCGUUUGUAAUUAUAUAAGUGUUAAAUUAUACUCCCUAGUAAAAGGCUUAGGAAAGAAAUGUUUAACAGCAAUACUUGUUGACCGCGUAUUAUUUGCUGGCGAAUAAUAUUUAUAUAUGGGUGAAAAUAUUAUGUGUAUGUAAAUAUAUAUAUAUACACGCGACCUUGCUAAAAUGUUUACCAUUUAUGUGAUAACAUUCAAGUAUUACGAAUUAUUGCUGAGUACGCUCAAACAAGAGAAUGUUACACGUCAAUCUCUAUAUGCACAAAUA